Molecule: messenger RNA, 313 nt
Organism: Staurois parvus
Lineage: Eukaryota; Metazoa; Chordata; Amphibia; Anura; Ranidae
Source: the annotation of a GenBank genome assembly
CCCGUGGUCCGGCCUGGUGCCUCGGUGCCCGCUGUCGAGCUUGAUGACUCGGUGCCCGCUGUCGUGCCGGAUGACUUGGUGCUCGCUGUCGUGCCAGAUGACUCGGUGGCCGCUGUCGUGCCAGAUGACUUGGUGGCCGCUGUCGUGCCAGAUGACUUGGUGGCCGCUGUUGUGCCAGAUGACUCGGUGCCCGCUGUCGAGCUUGGUGACUCGGUGCCCGCUGUCGAGCUUGGUGACUCGGUGCCCGCUGUUGUGCCAGAUGACUCGGUGGCCGCUGUCGUGCCAGAUGACUCGGUGGCCGCUGUCGUGCCAG